CAAAAAAUUAGUAAAUUGCGUCAAUUAUUAAAAUAUUGUGUAAAAAUUUAUCCAGCACAUUUGCAUUUCGAUAAGAUCAAGAUGUCAAAAAGAAAACUAUCUGCUGAGGAAUCAACAAGUGAUUCAUCCAAACGGGAAGUUUUAACCAAAAAAGUGUUAACUGAUUUGUCACUCGUCAAUGCUAACAAGUCAGUCUCAUUGAUGGUUGCAAAAUCAGUCAUUCACAUCCUGAAGAAUGACGAAGAACAAAAAGCGCAAUGCAGAGGAAAAAUAAGGAAAUGGUUCGAAGAUAUUUACAAAAGUGUUCCAGAAUUGCUUGAUGUUGCUGCAGCAUGUAAUUAUCUAAAGAUCUUUUUCAACUUUGAAAGCAAGUUGUACGAAAAUCCAGACUUGUCAGGAUUAAAUGGUAAUUAUAUAUUUAUUGGAGCUAAACUGUCAGAUAAACAACAUGAACAGAAAAUCAAAGGAGUUUUAGCUCACGAAUUGUGUCAUUUUGUCAUGGAACAAGUUUAUUAUAGUCAAGUGAUGCCUUACUACGAUAUAAAAAAAAAACUUGAUGAAAUUGCCAGAACUGUCGACAGGUUGUUAUCAAUACACUCGCAUGAUCCAGAUGACGGUUUCAAUGGAAUCCUUUCCUCAAUGUAUAAAUGUUAUGACAAAUCAAAAUUUCAUGAAGAAUUAAUUGCCAGAGCUGUGCAAAUUUUGACAGAGUUUGGCGAUAACAAUGACAAGUUGUGUGAUCUUCAAGGAAAAUACCAAAUUCUGUUUGAUUUUUGGAACAAAUUGAUCAUAGCUGAUUUGAAGGAAUAUAAAUUAAGAAAUCAGGAUGUUAUAAAAUUGAACAUGAUGACUAAAUUAUUGCAAAAUAUUUCAAGUCAAAAAUUUAAAAUUAGGCCUCAAAAGAUUUUUGAAGAAUUUGCUGAUAACAAAUUGGUCAUAAUUAAAACCAACAAUCCAACGAUAAUGCUUAAGGACAUCAUUGAUCAAUCAAAGGAAAAAUACAGGAGUUUAAUUGACACAUAUUGUUUAUUUAUUGAUGCAAAGCAAUUAGUCGAUGAAAACUUUUUGAAUGCUUUUGACGACGUCUGCUUAAAAACCAACAAGUUACACGUUUUUAUAGAUUGUUCAAAAGGAGUUCCAGUUGAUUUAGAAAAUAAAUUCCAAAAUAAGAAUUUUAAUUACGUCGUCGUCACAUCAAAUGAAAUUCAGUUUGCAGAAUCUUCAAUACUUCAAAAUUCGACAAAAAUUAAUAUCAAUUACGAUUGGGAUGACCUGCCACAAAUUAGCCAAGAGUUAUUGCUUCAAUGUAAAAUAAAUUUUCAAGGUAAUUUAGAAAACUCAUUGAAAGAUCUACUAAGCAUAAAAACAGAACCAAAUUCAAAAAUUGAUGAUCAAACUUUAAACAAUUUGGUGAACAAGCAAUUAAUUUCAGUAAAUACAGAAUUAGAAGACGAAAUUAAUGAAAAUCAUUUAGAAAUGAUUUAUACUCCGCGAUUAUUUAUCAAGCGAGAUAAACAAGCGGAAAAUCAAAAACUCUCAGAAACUGAGCUGAUUUCUGAAGUCAAAAACGAGAAGUUUGUUUUAAUAUCAGACCAGGCUGGAAAUGGCAAAACUUUGGCAUUAAAAAACAUUGCAAAAACCAUCCGAAAACAAUAUCCAACAAAAUGGGUGACGUAUGUGGAUUUGAAGCAGUUGAUUAACGAAUUUAAGGCACAAGAAUGUGAGCCUGAAUUUUCAACUUUUAUUGUUGACAAUAUUCUUAAACCAAAAACUAAAAUUGAGUUAGAAAUCUUCAAAAAAUGCUACAACGAUGGCAAUGUUCUCAUCUUUUUUGACGGUUUCGAUGAAAUUGCACCCGAUUGUGCUGAAUUUGUCACAAAGUUAGCUCAGAAUUUUAAACAAAAUGGCGGAAAUCAGCUGUGGAUUGCAACGCGAGACUAUCUUGAAGUUGAUUUGAAAAAACAACUAAAUCUUGAUUGUGCUUAUGGCCUUGAGAUGAUGAAUGAGAUGGAAAGUGUUGACUUAAUAGCAAAAACUUGGACUUUGAUGGAUUUAAAAGGCAAAAAUGAACUAAAAUCAAUUGAAAAUUUGAUGACGUCACUAAUGUAUCAAAAUUACCGUAGAAAAGCUUAUCAAGUAACGAGGAAAGUUUUAACUUCUAACGGCAAUUCAGUAGCUAUAAAAAUCACAUUUCCGGAGUUGGUUGAAAAAUUAUUUCCUGACUAUGAUGGAACUGAGUGGCCACACCAAGAAGUUAUUGCCGGUGGUGUUGUGAAUAUCAUAAAUGGAAAAUUGGCAUUCACGCAUAAUACUUUCUGUGAAUUUUUCUUGGCUGAGUUUAUCGCUAAGGAGUUGAAACGGAAGCGACUUGGAAAAAUUGGUUUGGAGAUUUUUGUUAAAGUUUUGACAAGUCCAGCUUAUCGUGGAACUCAAAUUAUAAUGAAUGAUGCUGUUGUGCUUGAUCCUGCUUUAAUAGCUGAUCAUGGAAAAAAAUUCUUGGAAUUUGCGAAUGAAUUUUGUAAAAUGGAUAAUCUUGAAGAUUUUUAUGUUAAUGAACUUGAGUGCCUUGUUGUUAUGAUUGUGGAUAUCCUGAAAAGUGGAAAAUAUGAGAAAGUUAAGGAACUGUUGACUAGAACUGCUGGAAAGUUGAUUAAAUCAGUGAAGAGUGCAGAAUUUUAUUUGAAAUUUGAGGAAUUUCUGUUCAAUUUUUUAAAAUCUAAAGAUUUAAAGACUUUGAUCAAGGAACAGGAAGUUCUGCUUAGAAUCGUUCAGUCAGAACUUGACAUUUCAAUAUUUGAGAGUUUGACUUUAUGGACACUUUUGGUAAAAAGCUUUGAAGAUUUAAAAGAACUAAAGAACUUGAUUCUUGAAAAGGAUACGAGUGGUUUCAGUUACCUCAAUCAUCUUGUAUUAUCAGAUAACAUUGGAAUUGUAGAAUUUACAUUUUCUAUUUUAAUAGAAUUGUUCGAUCCCUAUGAUUACAAUAUAAUACUAUCGCAUAAAGAUAUCAAUGAACAAAGUUUACUACAAAUUGUUAGUAUAUAUUCAACAAAUAUUGAGGUUUUUCAACAUUUGUGGAAAUUAAUACUAGAUAAUCUUGGAUCAAAAGGAAAAUUUCUUCAAGCAAUUAAAGAAGUCGACAAAAAAGGCAACAAUCUAAUUCAUCAUGCAGCAUCUUUUGGAUCAAAUGAAAUUUUUGUAUUUAUAAUAUCAAAAUUAGAUUCAAUGACAUCGAGGAAUGAGUUCAGAAAUAUUUUAAGACUUUUGGGUCAAUACAAUCAAAACUUACUUCAACUUGUUGCAAUAUCCAACGGAUCAAUAGAAAUACACAAAAUAUUGUGGGAAACAUUUUCAAAAAAAUUUGACGAUUUAUUGCAAUUUUCCGAGCAUGUUGAUAAAAAAAACGAAAAUGUUCUUAUGAAAGCUGUUCAAUUCAAUUCACUGGAUGUUGUUCAGCUACUUUGGACUAAUAUUUCAAAAUCGAUGAGAUCAAGUGAACAGAUCAGUUAUCUUAAAAAGAAAUGUAUUAAUGGAUUAACAAUCAGAGAUAUGGACACAAUAAAGCCAACAAUACGAACAUGGAUACACAAACUAUUUGAAAAUAAGGAAAUAUCCACUGUAGAUUCUGAAUCAUCUGAAGGUGAGUUUUUGAAUGAUUCAGAUGUAAGCAUGGAUGAAGGCGAUUUAAAUAGUCAUUUAAGGUUAAUUAAAGCUGUCAAAAAAAAUAAUACUAAAGUAGUUGAAAAUAUUUUACAAAAUAAUUGUGUCGACGUAAAUUACGUUGAUGCACGACAACAAAAAGCAAUAGAUUAUGCAUGGUUGAACUAUAUCCAAAACGAUAAAAGCAAAUAUAGGUUAAGGAAAACUGAAAAAAUAAUGACGAUUCUUCUAAAAGUCAAUUCAUAUUAUCCAAAUGUUCUCCAUGACUUCAACUAUGAAAGCGGAAAUGAAAAAACUCAAAAUUUCAUAGACUUUACAGACCAAAUUAAAGCAAUUGUGAUUCAGUAUCCAAAUUUGAAGUACUUUACGGAUAGAAAUAAUGAGAGUGUCUUGCUGCAUAUUUUAAGAUUGCAAAGAAUUGUCGUCAAAAAUAAAAUUGAUAAUCAAAUGCGAAUAAAUGUACAUAACCCCAUCGAAGAGCAGCCAGUUCAUAUUUUACAAAUUUUAUCAAAGUCCACAAUCAUUGGAGCUGAUAAAAAAGGAGUAAAAUGUGUCUUAAAUGCAUUAAAUUCAAUCAACAUAAUUCAACAUUUUUCUAUUGUCCUUCAAAUUGCUGCUUGUAUGAUGAUUAAUAUUACAUUUAAUUUUGGACAUGAAAUUGAUCAGUCUUAUGUGCAUCAAGAGUUUCCACAAUCAGGAACUUUUUAUGUCGGUGCUAAAUCUUUACUUUAUAAUACAAAUAAGCACAAAACUCUUGGAUUUAUCCUUAACAAACUAAGCCUUCUUGUUCUUAACUUAGUUUUUAUGAACAAAUCCCGUCCGUACCCAAGAAAUGACACAGAACUUGAGCAAAACUAUAAGAGUAUUUUCAACAGCAUUAAAUUAAUGAACGAUGAAAGACAAAAGAUCGAAGGAACUAUCAAAAAUGUUUUUAAAGUCUGUCGAGAUGAUCAAGAAGCGGAAUUGAUUGCUGCAGCCAUGCAGGCUGUUAUACAAUGCGACAAUUCAAAUGAAAUGAUAAGAAUUCAGCAACAUUAUAAAAAAGUUUUCAAAUAUUUAAGUGAUGUAGUGAUUCCAGAAUGUGAAAACGUUCUGCCAGUUUUGAAACUGAUUACAAGCUCAAGAACUGAUAUUAAAUAUGGAUUUGCAUUUAAUUGUUUAACAGUGAAUAUGCAAAAUAAUAUUAUUCACAAAAUCAUUCGUUUUCAAGGGAGGGAAUUGACUAUACUUGAAUUUGAACAAAUUGUUGAAAAUUUCCGAGUUCUUCUUGAUGUGGAAGAUCUUAAAAGAAUUAUAAUAAACAAUGAAAUUCUUGAGAUUGGUAAACCUUUAGAUCAUGUUCCUGACCAGGAUAUAGUUGCGAACAAAAAUACAGAACAACAUUUAGUAGAGGAAGAGAAAAUAGUUGAUCAAAUUAUUGAGCAAACAGAAAAGUCUAAACCUUUUAUUCUAUCCGAUUUACCUAUAUCUGGCAAGUUAAUUGAUAAAAUUGCUGCUAAACUUAAGAUUAAGUAUAGAAAUUCUUGGGUGAUUUUAGCUAAAAUUUCUGAUUUGGUUGACAAUCUAUUUGAGAACAGAAAUAAUUUUAAUACAUCAAACAUUCCACAAUGUUUGACUCAAAUUCUACAAUUAAACAAGUUAAUUGAAUUUGGAACAUUUUAUCAACUUUAUGAAUCUGGAAAAAUAUUAAUUUUAUUUGAUGAAUUUGAAAGUUUACCAGAUGAAUUUAUUAAUCUUUUUACCAUAAUAUUCAAAGAUUUUGCUGAUAAUUUAACUAAUAUGAUCUUAGUAUCAUCUUAG
This is a messenger RNA of Chironomus riparius, 5460 nucleotides long. The record is from the annotation of a GenBank genome assembly. NCBI's taxonomy places the organism in Eukaryota, Metazoa, Arthropoda, Insecta, Diptera, Chironomidae.